CUGGAAUCCCUCAACCUCUACGGCAACAACAUCCGCGACGAGGGCGCGGCCGCGAUCGCCGAGGCGCUGCGCGGCAACGCCGUGCUGACCGCCUUGAACGUGGGCUUCAACAGCAUCGGCCCCACCGGCGCGACCGCAAUCGCCGAGGCGCUGCGGGGCAACGCGGUGCUGGUUUCCUUGGAUGUGAGCUACAACCGCCUCACCGAGGAGGCGGCCCUCAGCAUCGUGCGCGUCGAGCGGCAGCGCAAAAAGCUGACCUCGCUGGGCUUGGCUCGCUGCAGCAUUGGCCCGACUGGCGCCGCAGAGAUCGCCGAGUACGUGUCGGGCAGCGCGGUGCUGGUUUCCUUGGAUGUGAGCUACAACCGCCUCACCGAGGAGGCGGCCCUCAGCAUCCUGCGCGGCACCGACCCGGUCACAUUCCUCGACCUAUCGAGGAAGGGGUCCUCGCUCGGACCCGCCUCGGCCAUCGUGAUCGCGUCGCUGAUUGCGGGCAACGCGGUGCUGAAAACCCUCCACAUCGGCGACAGCAAGAUCGACGACGAGGGCGCCGCUGCGAUUGCCGAGGCGCUAUGUGGCAAUAAGGUGCUGACCACCCUCGACAUCUCCGACAACCGCAUCGGCCCCGAGGGCGGCAAGGCGAUCGCAGAGGCGCUGCGCGGCAACGGGGUGCUGACCGAGCUUAGCCUCGCCCGCAACGGCAUCGACGACGCGGGCGCCGUGGCACUGGCCUCCGCUCUGCCCGUCAACGCGGUGCUGACCUCCUUGGACGUGGGCCACAAUAGACUCACCGAGGAGGCGGCCCUCAGCAUUGUGCGAGUCGAGCGGCAGCGCAACAAGCUGACCUCGCUCUCCUUGGGUGCCUGCGGCAUCGGCCCGACGGGCGCCGCAGAACUCGCCGAGUACGUGUCGGGCAGCGGGGUGCUGACGAGCAUCGACCUCACCCUCUGCGGGAUUGGCGACGAGGGCGCCAAGGCGAUCGGCGGCGCUCUCGCAGUCAACGGGGUGCUGACCAACCUCGUGCUCAUGAGCAACAACAUCGGCGACGAGGGCGCCGCCGCGCUGGCCUCCGCUCUUCGCGUCAACGGGGUGCUGAAAACGCUCGACCUCUACUUCAACAACAUCGGGGACGAGGGCGCCAUGGCGAUCGGCGAGGCGCUGCGCGGCAACGCGGUCUUGACCUUCCUCGACCUCCGCCUAAACUCCAAAUUGGGCGAUGAGGGGAAGAAAGCGAUUCGCGAUGCGGUUAGCGGGCGUGAAGGGUUCAAGAUCCACUUGGGUUGGACAUUUGUGUGA
Molecule: messenger RNA, 1293 nt
Organism: Emiliania huxleyi CCMP1516
Lineage: Eukaryota; Haptophyta; Isochrysidales; Noelaerhabdaceae
Exons: 2
Molecular function (GO): protein binding
Source: RefSeq, a predicted model, not a curated record